This is a messenger RNA of Closterium sp. Naga37s-1, 979 nucleotides long. NCBI's taxonomy places the organism in Eukaryota, Viridiplantae, Streptophyta, Zygnematophyceae, Desmidiales, Closteriaceae. The record is from the annotation of a GenBank genome assembly.
AUGCCUAGCUUUACCGUUCUCCUGCUUUUCCAGCUUCUAUGGCUCGGAGCUGUUGCUGGUCAGCGAACAGUAUGUCCCGCAAACUUCAAAGGCGUCAUGAGGAGCGAUGUGUCUCCUUGUAAAGGCUUGGUUAAGAACCCUGAAUCCUGCUGUCAGUCGCUUCGGAAGAUGGAAAUUAUCAUUCUGUCUGCAAGCUACAAUAACGGAUCUGCCGACGUUAUGAAAAUUGUCGGGAGUCCGUCAUACAAUAAUGCUUGUCGUAACAUGUUCCGCACGGUCAUACAGAAGAAAGGGGUAACGGUGGAUGUCUUUGGCCUCUGUAGCGGUUAUUGGCUGUUCCCUCUUGCAGAGAAGAACAUUACUGAAAGCACUUGUCCUCUAACAAGCUACGAAGAUGUCGGUUCGGUUGUUAACUACCGAUCAUUGUCAGCUUCAUGCAAUAACGCGAAGUGCUCCAAUCCUUCGACUCAAGCAUCGACUUCUGCCUGUGGUCAAAGUAUUCUCGAGGCUGCCAUUAUGCUGACAGAAAACGAUUCUCAGAUCAGCGACUGUUACUAUGUCGUCACUAUGAGACUCGCGCAAGCGCACUUUAAGAGCGUCUACAAAUCCGUGUUCUUCUUGUGCGACGCUGUGCCUCCACUCGCGAAUGCAUCCAUCAACUUAACCGCUAUAUAUCCACCGCCUCCGGUGGCCGCACCACCUGUCCAAGGACCAGAUGCAUCAGCUCCAUCGCCUUCAGCAAAGCCUUCGUCUCCUGCACCAGCACCUGCCCCUUCGUCAUCACCUAAUUCAUUGGUAGCACCUUCCGCACCUGCUCCGGCACCUUUGUCUACAGCAAAUUCAUCAUCGCACGCACCAUCUUCCGCACCAAGUCCAGCACCAGCAAGCUCUAUGAGCCCAGCUCCAGCACCAUCUCCAUCACCUACCAACAAGACUAUUGGUGUACCUGGAUCGCUCAACGAACCGCAAGAACCUUCAG